AUGCCCCAAGACCUUCCUUUAUGCCCCAAGACCCUCGUCCACGCCCCAAGCCCCUCUCCACACCCCAAGACCCUCCUCCAGCCCCAAGCCCCUCCUCCACGCCCCAAGCCCCUCCUCCACGCCCAAGACCCUCUUCCACGCCCCAAGACCCUCCUCCACGCCCCAAGACCCUCCUUCAUGCCCCAAGACCCUCCUUCAUGCCCCAAGAACCUCGUCCAUGCCCCAAGACCCUCGUCCACGCCCCAAGAACCUCCUCCACGCCCAAGACCCUCCUCCACGCCCCAAGCCCCUCCUCCACGCCCCAAGCCCCUCCUCCGCGCCCCAAGACCCUCCUCCACGCCCCAAGACCCUCCUCCCAUGCCCCAAGACCCCCGUCCAUGCCCCAAGACCCUCCUUCAUGCCCCAAGACCCUCGUCCAUGCCCAAGACCCUCGUCCACGCCCCAAGACCCUCCUCCACGCCCCAAAGACCCUCUUUUCAUGGCCCAAGACCCUCGUCCACGCCCAAGCCCCUCCUUCACGCCCCAAGACCCUCCUCCACGCCCCAAGACCCUCCUUCAUGCCCCAAGACCCUCGCCACGCCCCAAGACCCUCGUCCACGCCCCAAGACCCUCGUCCAUGCCCCAAGACCCUCGUCCAUGCCCCAAGACCUUCCUUCAUGCCCCAAGACCCUCGUCCACGCCCCAAGACCCUCGUCCAUGCCCCAAGACCCUGUCCAUGCCCCAAGACCUUCCUUCAUGCCCCAAGACCCUCGUCCACGCCCCAAGCCCCUCUCCACGCCCCAAGCCUCCUCCACGCCCCAAGCCCCUCCUCCACGCCCCAAGACCCUCCUCCACGCCCCAAGACCCUCCUCCGCGCCCCAAGCCCCCUCCCACGCCCCAAGACCCUCCUCAUGCCCCAAGACCCUCGUCCAUGCCCCAAGACCCUCGUCCAUAACCCAAGACCUUCCUUCAUGCCCCAAGACCCUCGUCCACGCCCCAAGCCCCUCUCCACGCCCCAAGACCCUCCUCCACGCCCCAAGCCCCUCCUCCACGCCCCAAGCCCCUCCUCCACGCCCCAAGACCCCUCCACGCCCAAGACCCUCCUCCACGCCCAAGCCCCUCUUUCACGCCCCAAGCCCCUCCUUCACGCCCCAGCCCCUCCUCCACGCCCCAAGACCCUCCUCCGCGCCCCAAGCCCUCCCCUCCGCGCCCAAGACCUCCUCCACGCCCAGACCCUUCCAUGCCCCAAGACCCUCCUUCACGCCCCAAGACCCUCCUUCACGCCCAAGACCCCCUCCACGCCCCAAGACGCUCCUCCACGCCCCAAGACCCUCCUCCACGCCCCAAGACCCUCCUUCAUGCCCCAAGACCCUCCUUCAUGCCCAAGACCUCGUCCAUGCCCCAAGACCCUCGUCCACGCCCCAAGAACCUCCUCCACGCCCCAAGACCCUCCUCCACGCCCCAAGCCCCUCCUCCACGCCCCAAGCCCCUCCUUCCUAG
This is a messenger RNA of Salvelinus sp. IW2-2015, 1479 nucleotides long. The record is from RefSeq and is a predicted model, not a curated record. Lineage: Eukaryota; Metazoa; Chordata; Actinopteri; Salmoniformes; Salmonidae.